Molecule: messenger RNA, 5601 nt
Organism: Oldenlandia corymbosa var. corymbosa
Lineage: Eukaryota; Viridiplantae; Streptophyta; Magnoliopsida; Gentianales; Rubiaceae
Source: the annotation of a GenBank genome assembly
GUAUGCAGUACCAAAGCAGUAACAAACAAAGCAGUAACAAACGAUCUUCUCUACUUUCUUUGUCACUCCCAGAAGUCUCAAUAACAAACAAAACAUAUAAAAAUAAAAGAAUUGGAGAGAAGAAGCUCUGUGGAGACACAAAGAAACAGUUGUCAGACCAGGCUUCCACAAAACAAGAGAAUUAUACAAAUUAAAAAUAUUUUAGGAACAACCUCUGAAGGAAUCUGGAAAAAGGGGUCCAGAUCAAAUUCUUAUUUGUUGAGUUGGAAGACCUGUCUGACUCUCAUGGUAAUGGAACCUUCACCUCUUGAUUUUUUUUUUUUAUUUUUUAGUUUUUUCACACCGUCUAAUGAUUGUCUCGUGCCAGUGUUAAUACGGAAAAUUAUUUUAAAUUGGCAUGAAUUUUGUCCUUUUACCAAUAUUGAUAAUUUUUUUCUUGGGGGAAGAAAGUUUGGAAGUUCUGAGGAUAUGGGCUGGUUGUUUGACUUUGAUGUAUGAAGAAGGUGGGAUGAACAAGAUCAGAUUUUUAUGGAGUUUCGUGGGCUAUAUUGGGAUGAAGGUUUAUUCACUUUGACAUUUCUUUUGGGGGUACUAUUGAGGAUUUUCUGUCAGAAUAUUUGUUCACAAUAGGAUCUCAAAUACUACUUUCUGUGCCAGAUUUUUUGUUGGUGCCUUCAUAGCUUUUCUUUGUAAAUAUAUAGAAGAGAUUUUUGGAUUGAUGGGUUUCAUAAGAUUUUGAGGCUUAAGAGAUAAAUAAGCCGUGGAUACUUCAUUUCAAAUUGUUGUCUGUUUGGGAUGGUUGACAAUCUUGUGAUUGGUAACGGGUCAUUGAUGAAUUUAACUAAGGAUGUUAGAGUGGAAGAGGACGAGGAAGAGUUUCGAAGCUGCUGUGAGGAUGAAAAUGAAUUAAGGGAGAGGGAAGAGUUGGUUAUGUUGGAUUCUGAGCCCAGAAAUAUCGAUGAGCAUUCAGUGAAAAUGUACUUCAAGGGUGUAUCAGUAGCUGGCCCUGGAGAUUCUGGUUCUGGUUUUUCUGGAAUUGGGGUGGUCAUGAAGAGGUCAGAUAGUGUUCCUCCUAUUCAAGUGCAGAAGAUGCUUGACUUUUAUGUUGAAGAGCCUGUUGCAAAUUAUUUAGCUUUGAUGGAUGGUUUAGCUGAAGCUAGACAGAACAAUAUCAAGAAGGUGUAUGCCUUCACGGAUUCCCAGAUUUUAUAUGGGCAGGUUUUACAAACUGAGGAACUUGAGAAUCCACUCCUUAUGGCACUGAAGCAACGUGUUGCUGAACAUACGAGUGGUUUUGAAGAAUUUACCCUGCAAAUUGUCCAUUCAAAUAGUCUUCAAGCUGCUGUAGGAUUAGCCAGGGUCGCUGUUGGAGUUAUCUCUGAAGGAAAUGAUUCAACACAAUGUUGCUCUAUAUGCUGCGAAGAAAAACUUGCUUCUAUGAUGAUGACGAUAAAGUGUUCUCACACAUUUUGUUCUCAUUGCAUGAAAAAGUAUGUCAAGGGAAAGUUAGAGUCAACUCUAGUUCCAAUUAGAUGCCCUCAACUAAAGUGCAAAUACUACCUCUCAGUUACAGAAUGUAAAGCCUUUCUACCAGUCAUAUCCUAUACAUCAUUGGAGAAAGCCCUUGCAGAUACAAACCUGGUUACUUCAGAGAAUAUAUACUGUCCUUACCCUAAUUGUGCAGUUCUACUUGAUCCUCAUGAAUGUUCAUCAUCCGUGGAAAGUUCAUCAAGUAGCACUGAUAACUGUUGUGUUGAGUGCCCUGUUUGCCAGGGGUUCAUCUGUGUUGAUUGUGGGGCCCCUUGGCAUUCGUCAACCACCUGUGAAGAGAACCAGAGUCUUCAGCUGGAGGAUAGGGAUUUAACUGGUGUCACUCGAAAUGGUUUGGCUCAGAAUAGGAGGCAGAGACAAUGCCAACACUGUGGUAGAAUGAUCAAGCUGUCUCAUGGUAGCUACCAUUUGACAUGCCGGUAAGAUUUCUCAUACUAAUUCACUUUUUAGUGUCUCUUGAAGAGUAUGUCGAAUUGCCCUUCCAAAUGAAUUGUUCUAUCUAUUGAUCUUUCAUGAAUGUUGCAUAUUUGUGGUAGAUUCAAGACAUUUCUGUGGUCUAGUUUGUUUACUAUCUUGGUGUGGCUCUAUAUUAGAAUGUCAUGUUAGCAGUUAAUAUCUGGCCAAGGACAGAGGAUAAGCUGAUGUAGUUCCAGGUGGGGUAGAUUGUUCAUUUUUUUCUGAGGCAUUCAUGUACAGCUGGUCGUCUGAUUUUCCAAUUUGUUCUAAACUGAGAAAAUAUGUACACAGAAAUGGUAGUUUCCGACACAAUGAGAAAGGUGUAUGGUACAGAACAACUGUUUAUAUCUGUUUUAAUGGAGGAAUAAGCCUAUGGUUUUAGAAUGAGAAGUCCAUUACAUUUUUUUGUAUGUACUGCAAAUCUGUGCAUCAUAAUAGAGGAGGUUGCUCUUAUCUUCAUAUCCAAUUUGUUCUCUACGGAUGAUUGGAUGAUACCUUGUAAGUUGUUCUCAGUUAGACAAAGUUAGUUAUUAUUUUCUGAUGUUGAAUGAAAAUGGCCAAUGCAAUAGUCCAAUGCAGUACCAGCUUGCUAAGUUGUGAUCUAAAUCCUCUUCUUAGCCUGUGUAGUGUUCAAGCUGUAUAACUCAAGCCUUAAAUGAGUAAUUUUUCUAAUUAGCUCUUACAUGAAAAUUCUUUUAGAUUGAUCUUAUCCAAACCUCCACAUAGCUGCUCUGAGUAGGCAGAGAUUUCCAUGCGUAGGUAAAGCAGGAAGUAAUAAUGACCAUCUUUGUUAUGUUUAAAGCAUCGAGCUUUUCAAUGAUCCAUUUUCUACUGAUAAUUUCACAUUUCACCAUCAUCAGGUAUGACCUUUUUGUUAGGGCGAGGAUCCUAUUUGGUUGCCUGAUCUAUAAGAUUCUUUUUUGCUCAAUGUUUAUUUUCUCAAUCGAUGAACUUUUGAUUAUUUAUAUUUCUCUUUAAGAAUAAGGAAUAGUUCAUCAUGGCAAUGAUUUGGAGUAAUUCUAUAGUUACAUGGAAAUAUGACUUUGGUUAUGUUAUGCUGUAGUUAACAUGCAUAGAAAUGAGUAACGUCUUUCUUUUUUUGUAUCAUUUCUCAUCUUCUUUUUAUGUAGAAUCAGACUUCCUUCCGGAGACAUCGGUUUUACUCAAUCAAAACCUGCGACAUCAUAUACUGUUCCGUCAAUUACUAAAUGUCCUGCACUAUCAUUAGCACAUAGAUACGAAUCUGAAUCACUGAAAAUGUAUGAAUAGUUCCAGAUAUUUUUCAAUCAUCCACACCACUAUAAACUAAUAGAAUCUGUGCAUUUGAUCAGUUGGAGUCGGUGCCUUAAGUAUUGUAAGUACUUGAAAGGAAAACCAACAGUUUCCUUGUCGACCUUUUGGGAUACACCGUUGCCCUUUACUUGAGCACAUCUACUCAUACCAGUUGUUACUCUUCUAAAGGAUUAAAUUUCCUCUGAUUCAGCCUGUUUAUUGUCAGAGACUGUCCUCCCUCUCGUAUAUGCAUCCUGGUCUGUUCAAUCAAUUGUACGCGGUCUUCACCUAGCCGUGUUGGACAUUCAGCAUAAAGGCAGUCUUUCUUAGUAAUUCUCUUGUAGCUGUUUGGGUUUUUUAUUAAAUGCAGAACUUGACUUCUACUGUUAGCAAAGUCCCCAACUUAAUCUGACCCUUACUUCAUAAAAAUUCUCUUGAUUGUCAUCGCUUCCUUUAUACUUUUUUUUCCCUGACACUUUUUACCUCUAUCAUGUCUUUCGUAUGGAAAAAUUUAAGCUGAAAAAGUACAGAAGUAGUUUUGCUUUCAAUUAAUGUUUGGUUAUCUUAAUUUUAUAGCCGCAUUGUUGCUAACUUUUCUGUUAACAGCUUAGAUUUAACAAAAAUUAAAAGAUUUACCAGAUUCCGAAAUCAAUAGGCUUACUUUGUAGCAGGUUUAAAUUGGUGCUGAUAAUCAUUGCUUACUUUGUCGGCGCAUGUUCUUGAAUAAUUUAUUUGCAUAGAAGAUGGUAUCUUUUACUCUCAUUUGUAAAAAAAUUACUCUUCAAAUUUAGUUGCUGGAACACAUCAACACGGGGGGAUAUAUACUACAUAUUCUUAGUUUGCUUUGAAUGAAGAAUCUUAUAACUUUGCAUUUGGUGGUUUUUCUGUUCUUUGCAUCCUCAAUGGUGGAUGUUUGUUUCAUAUAUAUAGCUUGAGCUAUAAUUAUUUUUAAGCUGCUAAUGAGGAUAUUGUGGAAAUCUCUCUAGAUUUCUGAAGUCUUUGAAUGUUGAAAUCACUGAGGACCCAGUAAUUUAUACUCACCUGUGUCACCUGUGUAAGGCUACUUGUCAAGAUAUCACAAGACCUUUGACCGUGUGAUUUUUCACUUAUUGCAUGAUCUUUUUACUUGUGAAUUUUUUGUGCUUAAGAUGGGAAUCAUAUCAAUUCAAUAUAAAAUUGAUGCACAGUGGUCUGGGAUACACAGGUGUGGGCAUGAGUUCUGUUACUCUUGUAGCAGAGAUUACAUUGAUGGAGAGCAAUCAUGUCAAUGUAGAUAUUGGGGUGAACAUUAUUCUGAAAACUUGUUGAUUCAACCUUCACAAGAAUAUGAACAAUGGGCUUGGGACUCAUUUGAUUCAUUGCCGUUGAUGAUGGAUGCAUAUUCAGACCAAGAGAGAUCACAGCUGGCACUGAUUCAGAGGUUUCUUGCCGGGGGUUUUGGGUUCAGCGAUCCAAAUCUUGACCAAUCCCCAACUCACCAAACUAGAGAUACAUAUGCUGAUACCAUGAAGGAUCUCCACCAGCUACCGUGGCUGGAAAGGUUUGUUUCUGUCAUAAGUGACAACUUUUAUGAAGAAUAUAUCCAGUGAACUAUCAGGCAUUGGAGGUUCAUGCUUGUGCAGCCAGCCAACGGAUGCGAUAGGGCAAAAAGAAGAGUAUCUCACUCUCUCUGACUCCUCUAUAACCACAGGAGCCUGUUUGUAUCCGAGUUUGAGCUGAAACACACAAUCCUCAAUUCUUUUGUAAGAAUCCAUUCAUGUGGAUGAUAAAGUAACUUUCUCCUGGAAAGUUGAAAAAAAGGUGAAAGAUAAAGAGGAUUAACACAAAUAAAUAUUAUCUUGACAGGUGAAAAGAAAUGAAAUACAAGUUUGGAAGCUAGAUAUGAUGCCUCUUGGUUAUGUGCGCAUAGUGUUGUAUUUAUUUUAGAGUUCCUUGUGCCUUAUAUAUCUGUUGCCUGUUGGUACUGGGCAAAAGCAUUUGAUUCAUGUUCCCUUCCGUAAGGAUUGGCAGGAAGGAAGGAGUAACUUGUGUUUCUAAUUUGGCAUAAAUUUCCAUCAUUGUCCAUAAUCACUUCCUCCAAAUUGAGGAAUGAGAGCAAUGGCAUAAAAUCUCAAGGUUGUUAACCCCAUUUUUUUUUUUUUAUUUCCCGGAUUUGCUUGCAAGCUGAACUAGAAAAAUAGUCUCUUCGACAAUGCAGAUUCAUGCAACGACAUAUCAAGUGAUUCUAUUUCUAGCUGAUUCAAAAAUUCUAGACAGAGAUCUUCAAAUCAGGACUACCAAACUCGACAAGUUUGCGUAUUUGGAAACUUUUUUUCAUUAACC